AUGGAUAAAUACGCAGCAAAAGGUCGUGUUUCUUCUGGUAGUGAAAUGAAGGCUUCGUCAACUCCGGAUAAAACCGAAAAACAUUUACCCCGUACAGAUACUGCGCCAAUGAAAAUGGUCAAACCUAACAAAACUCGGGUUGAGAAACCCUUGACUCCUCCAGAAGAGAGACGUUCCGUAAGUUUUGACCUUUCCACUUUAACUUUGACCGAUCCCAAGGGUAAUAUGGAUGUGGAUGCAAUCGCUACUUCUCCCUGCGAGUCCAUUGAUAUUCCUGCACGUGAAUUGUCUCAGGACAUUAUGGUCGCAUUGGUGGAACGUGAUACCGAAAUGAGGGACCUAUUUAUUCGGAACCAAGAUUUCUUUGAUAUGGUUAAACAAAGUACUUUUGAGGAUGAUGAUGCAUGGAACGAAUUCCUUGAACUUUUAUAUUCAAAACGUGAGGACAACCCCGAUUCGGAAUGGAUGAAUUCGAUUUCGGAAUCUCUCUCUGCAAAUCCGUCCCUUCUUGUCACUUUUAAACAAAUUAUUGGGUUUUAUGACGAUGAUGAUACCAUACAAGAAUUUGAAGGUUCUUGUUCUCCCGAAAUGUCUAGCACGAUAAAUGAUGAAGCUAUUAUUGAUAUCACCCCGAUACGUAGUUUUCCAAAGAUAAUGGAGAACUUUGAAAUAUCUUACCCGCAAUUCUUCAUUAAUGCUAAAAAUAUCCUUGGUAAAGAGAGACAACGAAGGGGAAGCGUGUUGGGUGGUAAUCAUUUAUUAGAUAAUGAUAACCCAAACAUUGAAAGUCAUUCUCCGGAAUCAUCUUCGGAAACGCUUUACGAAGAAUUUAAACGCAUCCUACUUACUCCUCGAAGUGAUAUGGAUGAUAAUGAAUGGGAAACCGCCAUUUAUGAAUGUUUAGAUCCUUGGCCACAACUUAUCAUGCAAUUAGAAGAUAUUAUUCUCUAUGAAAUCUCUGAAGAAUAA
Funneliformis mosseae is the source of this 969-nucleotide messenger RNA. Lineage: Eukaryota; Fungi; Glomeromycota; Glomeromycetes; Glomerales; Glomeraceae. The record is from the annotation of a GenBank genome assembly.